Dunckerocampus dactyliophorus (ringed pipefish) is the source of this 549-nucleotide messenger RNA. RefSeq names its product proline rich 13 (gene prr13). The record is from RefSeq and is a predicted model, not a curated record. The transcript is spliced from 3 exons. The coding region runs from base 1 to 549 and encodes 182 amino acids. NCBI's taxonomy places the organism in Eukaryota, Metazoa, Chordata, Actinopteri, Syngnathiformes, Syngnathidae.
AUGUGGCCAAAUCAAGGUCCACCCAAUCCAGCCUUCCCUCCUGGCUACAACCCUGCAUAUCCUCCUGUGCCACCUGCAGGCGCCUUCCCUCAGCCCCCACGUACACAGUACACACCUGUCCAGUAUCCAGCUGGCCUCAACCCGGCCAUGGUGCCAAACGCACCUCCUGGCGUGAUGCCCUAUGGAGCUCCAAGACCCCAGUCUUACCCCAUGACCGCUGGGGGAUAUCCAGUUGCCCCAGGUGCAGGCGUUUACCCCGGCGCUUACCCACGCUCUCCGAAAGGGCUCCACCACAAAGAAAACAAAGGGCAUCAUCACCACAAAGGCCUUUACCCUUCCGGUGGCAUCCAUCCCAUGGGUGGAGCCAUCGGAGGAGGCUUGGCUGGAAUGGCCAUGGGGUUGGUGGGACAUAAAGCCCACAAGAAGUUGAAGAAGGGGAAGAAGCUGAAGAAGGCGCAUAAGAUGUACAAACACGGGCACCACAAACAUGGUGGCAAGUCCUCCUCCAGUAGCAGCAGCAGCAGCAGUAGCAGCAGCGACUCUGACUGA